CUUUGCAGAGAGUCACACAGAACUGCGGUACCGAGCGCAUCUUUCCUAAUGUAAGAUACGCUUGAUUGGAUUUCUAAAAAAAAACUUCCAGAUCGUUUUUUAAUAGUCUUAGCUAUUGAUGGAUAUUUCAGCUGACAAAAACACUAGCUUUAUCAGUGGCUACGUUUACAUUUUAAAACGUAAUUGAAGACAUCAAACGCGCGCAAAAUGCUAUAUUAUUUCAUGUCUAUUCACUCAGUCUGUCUUUACAUUUUUUUUAUUCCAUUAUCUUCUGGUGAGAUGUUUACGUCAUUAUUGAACGUCAGACAAGCCAUCAGUAUUGAAAGACAACUUAUUGAUCUUUUAGAAACUUACAUUGAACACGAAUCUGAGAGACUUGAAGAUAUCAAAAGGUUUUAUGCAAAAGUGUCAGACUUGCACAGUGAGGUGUACAGUGGACCAUCUGCUUCUAUGGCAAACCCCUUGGUGGCAUUCACUCUUAUCAAGCGCUUGCAGUCAGAGUGGGUGAAUCUGGUCUAUAGUAAUGAAGCCCAAGAGAACACACAAGCCCUUAGGUCUGGUUACGAGGAGGUGGAGGAGGAGGAGGGCUACUUUCCCAAACUAGAAGACCUUCAAGGGGCUGCCAAAGGGCUUAUGAGGCUUCAGGAUGUGUAUUCCCUUCAAGUGGGGUCACUCGUGAGAGGUCAAUUCAAGAGGAUCAACAAUGGCAACCUUAUUGAUAUCUACAGUCCAAUAAUAUCUAUUCCUCUUUCUGGGGAUGAUUGCUUCUUGGUUGGGAAGGUGGCCUAUGAGCAGGAGGACUACUACCACUCAGUACAGUGGCUGGAGGAAUCUGUACGUCUUUUCAGAGGGGCCGGCGGAGAAUGGAGCCCGGAGAAUGAGGGAACCCUGGAAGAUGCUCUAGAUCACCUGGCCUUCUCUCACUUCAAGACAGGAAACGUCUCCUAUGCUCUAAGUCUCUCUCAGGAGUUGUUGAACUAUGAUCCAAUGAACAGGAGAGUUUCGAAGAAUAUAGAAAUGUAUGAGAGACUGCUUGUUGAAUAUCCACCUUUACCGAGUGCACACACUGAAUUGAAGAGGCCAAAAACAACCUAUUUACGGACCAGGAACACCUAUGAGAGACUCUGUCAGACACAGGGAACUCAGCCGCGUCAUUAUGAAAACCCCCGGCUCUUCUGUGACUAUUUUACCAAUGACAGUCCCGGGCUGCUGCUCCAGCCAAUCAGGCGCGAGGUGCUGAGCCUGCAGCCGUACGUUGUCCUGUACCACAGAUUCAUCAGUGACUCAGAGGCCAAGAGCAUCCAGGACGUUGCCCAGACAGGGUUAAGGAGAUCUGUGGUGGCGUCAGGAGAGAAACAGGCCACUGCAGAGUAUCGCAUCAGCAAAAGUGCAUGGCUGAAGGAGACGGCACACCCUAUAAUUGGGAGGCUGGAUCAGCGAAUCACCAUGCUCACAGGUCUCAAUGUGCAGCCUCCCUAUGCAGAGUACCUCCAGGUGGUGAACUAUGGGAUUGGAGGACACUAUGAACCCCAUUUUGACCAUGCAACGUCAGCCUCAAGCCCCCUGUUUAGGCUCAACACUGGGAAUCGAGUGGCAACCUUCAUGAUAUAUCUCAGCUCAGUGGACGCAGGUGGAUCCACAGCCUUCAUCCAUGCUAACUUCAGUGUUCCUGUUGUGGAGAAUGCUGCCCUCUUCUGGUGGAACCUCCAUAAGAAUGGACAAGGAGAUGGGGACACCCUGCAUGCUGGCUGCCCUGUCCUUGUUGGGGACAAAUGGGUGGCUAACAAGUGGAUCCAUGAGUAUGGCCAGGAGUUCCAGAGACGCUGCAGCCCCAAUCCGGAGGAGUGACAGGGGAGAAAGCUGCAGCUGGGACCGCUUGGAGUACAAGAGCCAGCCUCCACAAUGGAGCCGCACACACCGCGCAGUUAGAGAGAGGGAGGGGGGGAGCAAGAGGAGUCAUGGAGGGCAUGAUCAAGAGCGAGGGACUGGGGGAGGGGAAGGCAGACAAGGAGCAGUCUGCAUCUACGAUUGGACCUCCAGGCCCAAGGGAAUCGGGAGCACGGACACUGCUGGAGGGGGGCUGCAAUGGCGGAGGCUGAGUUGGUUUUGGGAAGGAGGUGGGCUUUUGGCAGUCAGCCCCAAAAGCAGAACAGCCUUUUGCUCCUAUUCCCCAGUAAGUCCCUGCAGUAGUAAUAGAGAGAGAGAGAGAGAGAGCCUCUAACCUCACACACUGGGCUGGUUUCAGUUAACUUUGCUAGGCUGUUUGCCUCCACUGUCAGUUUGUUUGAGAAAAAAACCCUAUAAGGCAGCCUUUUGAAAACUGAUGCACUGAAUCUGGCAGGAUACUCCUCACUCAUGGACUGUUAUCAUUAGCACAGUACUGAUCUUUAUCAGGACAUUUUGUUUCAGUAUUCUAUAUCUGUAUCCCAUUCACACCUGAAGAAUGUAGUUAAGAGUUGCAUUGGGAUUCAGAGAAAUACGUUUAUCGUGACUCUUGCAUUCAUUCUCAGUCCAGGAAACCAAAGAGGAUGAGGUAGUCAUCUUUCCGAUGAGGACAUUUGGUGUUUUCUCCAUUACUCAUCUACUUGUAGCAAGUUGGGUGGUGUGAGUCAAACCUCUUUAGCUUUCUUACACCACCACAUGGAUCUUUCAUUUGUCAUGGACUGGAACCCGUCUACAAAUCCUGGAUGUCUACUAUAGCUGCAUACCACCCAUACUAAAUAUGCGCCUGUAUGUAGGUCAGAACUCAUUUGAAAAUGAAAUGCCUGCCAGCUUUCACACCUAGUGUGAGGAGAGGCUGAGCAGUGAAAUGUGCUGUAGGAGCUGGAGGCUCCAAGGGGCUUCUCUGGGAGUAUCUUUGGGCAAGCUGCUGCCUUUUGAGUGACAGGGAGUGUUCAGACCGGGAGAAAGAUUCAACAGGAAUAAUGUCUCUGCCUGGCGGGAUAUAAGGACGUUUUUCCUCCAAUGCACAACCCCCCUCCAACCCUCCCCUUUUUAGACACUCAGCCCAUAUACUACAGGAAUGCUGCACGCUGCCAGCUGCAUUCCUAAACAGUAGACCCUGAUUGUUACCCCUUGAAGUGGAUGGACAGACAGCCCCUGUUUCAAAUACAUCAUGGAUGGAUGUUAUGCCUUUGUAGUUUCUGCAGCCAUGAUAAUUAGAAUUCUCAAGCAUGUUUUUAAAAUAAAGAUUUUUUUUGAAGGCCUGUUGUUCAGUUGUUGACCUUAAAUCAAGCAAUGGCUGCAAAUAAAUUGUUAUAAAGCAGGUGUUUUGAAUUCUAAAUGCUGAUAGGAUGAAAGUUGUGGUAUACAGUGGG
This is a messenger RNA of Esox lucius (northern pike), 3317 nucleotides long. RefSeq names its product prolyl 4-hydroxylase, alpha polypeptide III (gene p4ha3). The coding region runs from base 208 to 1848 and encodes 546 amino acids. The transcript is spliced from 13 exons. Gene Ontology annotation, molecular function: procollagen-proline 4-dioxygenase activity; L-ascorbic acid binding; iron ion binding. NCBI's taxonomy places the organism in Eukaryota, Metazoa, Chordata, Actinopteri, Esociformes, Esocidae. Gene Ontology annotation, biological process: peptidyl-proline hydroxylation to 4-hydroxy-L-proline. Gene Ontology annotation, cellular component: endoplasmic reticulum. The record is from RefSeq and is a predicted model, not a curated record.